Messenger RNA from Penicillium subrubescens, 2739 nucleotides. Its product is annotated as putative alpha,alpha-trehalose phosphate synthase subunit TPS3. Gene Ontology annotation, cellular component: alpha,alpha-trehalose-phosphate synthase complex (UDP-forming); cytosol. The coding region runs from base 1 to 2739 and encodes 912 amino acids. Gene Ontology annotation, biological process: trehalose biosynthetic process. The record is from RefSeq and is a predicted model, not a curated record. Lineage: Eukaryota; Fungi; Ascomycota; Eurotiomycetes; Eurotiales; Aspergillaceae. The transcript is spliced from 3 exons. Gene Ontology annotation, molecular function: catalytic activity.
AUGACGGUCUUCAUCGCGUCUCUAGGCCACUCCUCCCCCCCCCCCAAUUCGGUCGCCGACACAGUCCCUCCUCUGCCCACCGCUGCGGCCAGUCUAUUUGAAAAGAACAAUCCCAAGACUCAACCAGGCCUCACGCCUGGUGCAACCACCGACCACGAGCGCAUCUUUGCCAAUACCCUUGCCAAGGCCGAGAAGGAGAGAUCUGGAUAUCCGUUUCCAUCGUCUGCCCUAGAGAACCAGCUUCUCACCGAGAGCGAAGCGCACUCCCCAGCAUGGGGUGCAACCACCUCUCUAAACCAGCCACUCAAGGCGCAGACCCUCAUUUCUCCAUCUCCGUCCAUUCUCAAGCAUCUGGAUCCCAUUAUUGCACCAAGCGAGAAGUCAGUGCCAGCUAAAAUCCCCGAGUCUGCGCCCGUGCCCCCACUCGGAGCCAAGAAACCUCAGAGCGGGGAUCGCAAGGUGUCGUUCUCGCGAGCUGAAUGGACAAUUGAGACCGCCGAGCAAGGAAAUGGUGGUUUGCGCAAUGCGGUUCGAUCAGCCAAGGAGUCGGGAUACCUGGGAGAUAUGAUGUGGGUUGGUACCCUGGGCAUGCCAACGGAUGCGCUGGUGAACUGGACGCGCAACGACAUUGCCGAGAGAUUGGAAGAUGAGUACAAUUCGUUGACCGUGUUUGUCAACGAUGGUGACUUUGAUGGUCACUACACCCAUUUCUGCAAGACCAUCCUUUGGCCCGUCUUCCACUAUCAGAUCCCAGACAACCCUAAGAGCAAGGCCUACGAGGAUCACUCAUGGAUCUACUACGUGAAACUCAAUCAAGCAUUUGCAGAGCGAAUUGCUAAGAAUUGGAAGCGCGGCGAUGCAAUCUGGGUCCAGGAUUACCACUUGCUGCUAGUCCCGGCCAUGCUCCGCAAGAUGCUGCCGGAUGCGCAGAUUGGCUUUUUCCUGCACAUUGCAUUCCCUUCCUCUGAAGUUUUCAAGUGCCUCGCACCCCGCAAGGAACUGUUGGAGGGAAUGCUGGGUGCCAAUCUGAUUGGUUUCCAGACUGGUGAAUAUUGCCGGCAUUUCUUGCAGACUUGCAGCCGCAUUCUGUGCGUCGAGGCUACGAAUGAAGGUAUCCAGAUGGAGGAUCGAUUUAUCAAUGUGGGCACGUUCCCGAUUGGUAUCGAUCCGACAUCGUGGGAUAAGCGCCGUAAGGCGGCAGAUGUCGAACGAUGGGUCGAUACAAUUUCCGAGCGGUAUCAUGACAAGCGACUGAUCGUCUCGCGAGACAAGAUCGACUCUGUUCGGGGUAUUCGUCAAAAGCUCUUGAGCUAUGAGCUGUUCCUCAACACCUACCCAGACAUGGCAGACAAAGUGGUUCUGAUUCAGGUUGCGACCAGUACCACUGAACAGCCUGAGCUGGAGGCAACCAUCUCUGAUAUUGCCAUGCGUAUUAAUUCCACUCACUCGACAUUGGCUCACCAGCCUCUGGUAUUCCUCAAGCAAGACUUGGCAUUCCCCCAAUACUUGGCCCUCAUCACGGUUGCCGAUGCUCUCAUGAUCACCAGUUUGCGCGAGGGCAUGAACUUGACCAGUCACGAGUUUGUGUAUUGUCAGGAUGGCAGUUAUGGGGACAAGAAAUACGGUUCCCUUAUUCUCAGUGAAUUCACCGGUAGUGCAUCCGUCUUCGGAAACCAUGCACUCUUGGUGAAUCCCUGGGACUACAGACAAUGCUCGGAGGCAAUCCACACCGCGCUUACUCGAGAUGAGAAAAAGCGCAAGGAAGUUUGGGAAGCUAUGCACCGCGCUGUGCUGCAAAACUCAACCGCCAACUGGGUCAAAUCAUUCAACGAGACACUCACGAAAGUAUGGAACGAGCAAUCAUCUCGGGAGAUCAUGGCCGUGCCACGCCUGUCGGUACCACGGCUCAUUGAUCAGUACCGACAGAGCAAGCGCCGACUCAUGAUCGUGGACUACGAGGGCACCCUCGCCUCAUGGGGAUCCCCACGCAGCAUCAUUCUGACUACCCCGCAGCGCGCCAUCACCACUCUUACCGAAUUGACCGACGACCCCAAUAACGUGGUCUAUGUGAUGAGUUCGCGCAUGCCAGAGGAAAUGGAACGGCUUUUCCGCCAGGUUAACAACCUUGGCCUAAUCGCCGAGAAUGGCUGCUUCGUGCGCGAGCCCAACGCAGAUGAAUGGACACAUCUCGCCGAUAAAGACCACAUCCAAAACUGGAAAUCCUCGGUUGCUCACAUCCUGUCUUACUUCAAGGAUCGCACGGAGGGUAGCUGGAUCGAGGUUCGCCACUGCUCGCUCGUUUUCCACUACGGCUCGGCCGAUGACCGCAGCGUCGCGGCACGCCUUGCCGCCGAGUGUGCAGAUCACAUCAACGAUGCGUGCAAGAACCAGGGUGUACAUGCUAUUCCUGUCGAGGGCGCUCUGAUCGUUGAAACAACCAGCACGAACAAGUCUUCGGCAGCGGAGCUGGUCUGGCGGUUGUGUCUAGAAGAUCCGGAGAAGAAGGACGCUGGUAAACCGGACUUUAUGUUGAUCAUCGGCGAUGACCGCGAAGACGAACCCGUGUUCCGUUGGGCGAAUAAGCUACAGAAAGCCAAGGCUGUUGACUACGCGAUGACCGUCACCUUGGGAUCACGCAGUACCGAGGCCCAAGCUACUUUGACUCAGGGAGUAACUGGUGUUCUCUCCUGCCUGCAGCGACUGGCAGCGCCAUCAGACAAAACAUCCGUUAGAGGAUAG